Cicer arietinum (chickpea) is the source of this 614-nucleotide messenger RNA. NCBI's taxonomy places the organism in Eukaryota, Viridiplantae, Streptophyta, Magnoliopsida, Fabales, Fabaceae. The record is from RefSeq and is a predicted model, not a curated record.
AUGAAUAACAAACAGUUGGUUUUUACUAAAAAAUUAAAACAAACAGUUGGUAGGUUAAGUUACCCUUUUAUGUCCAUCACCAGCAUCAGCAAAAGCAUAAAUAGAACCAUGCUGCUGAAACCCCAAGUAGCUUUCCGACAACUGCACGUAUUCAGAAACCGGUUGAUCCCACUGAGCAGCACGCUGCUUCAACUCUUCCUCCGAUGCGUAGCAGUACCAAGCAGUGAAGCCAUCGGUGAUGGAGAGGUUGAAGUGGGUAUCAAACCAAGUUCCCUUCACAAAGAUUGCUUCUUCUCCGUUUAUCUGUAGCUUCAAGCAUGUGUGUCUCUUUUUCUCCUCCAUUGAUCACAAUCUUGAGAACAAGGAAGAGGAACAAACAUCUAUGUCAAUUGGAAGAACAAAGUGUUUAAUUAACUCAUCUAGGAUUAGAACACUGGCUGACGAAUGUUUGUUAAUGCAAGAGUAUAAUACUUUCUAAAAUGAUAUUAGUAACACAAAGCGCCCAUGGCCUAAUGGAUAAGGCGCUUGACUUCUAAUCAAGCGAUUGUGGGUUCGAGUCCCACUGGGCGUGAUUUUCAAUUUUUUUUUCUUUGUAAACUUACUUUUUUUUUUUC